AUGGACCAACAAUUUUCAUUGUCUUGGAACAAUUUCCACGGGAACCUUAGUAAAGGUUUCGCCGGUUUAUUGGGUAAUGGUGAAUUUGUAGAUGUUACUAUUGCUGUAGAAGGUCAUCUAUUGCAGGCACACAAAGUUAUACUAUCAAUAUGUUCGCCGUACUUCAAAAAAAUGUUCCAGUUGAAUCCAUGUCAGCAUCCAAUUGUAGUGUUAAGAGAUGUCACACACAAAGCAAUGAGAGAUUUAUUGCAAUUUAUGUACCAUGGAGAAGUCAGUGUAAAAAGAGAAGAUCUCACUAGCUUUAUAGGCACAGCUGAAGUUCUGCAAAUUAAAGGCUUAACUAAUAAGGAGACUGAAGAAGAAUCAUUUGAUACUGAAAAAGAAUUAUCAAAACAAAGUAUAGCUCAGGAUAGUCCAGAUGCAGAAUCUAGUACUUCUGACAUGUAUGAUUCUGUUCCAAAUGAAGUAUCGGAAAACAAUGAUAUAGAAAUAUUAAAACAAAGACAGUUCAUUGAAAAGUUACAAAGGCUAAGUAGUCUAAAAAGAAAGUCUGAGGAAUAUCUACAAAAAAAUUAUUAUUCUGAAAUAGUGAACACAGAAAAAAGACCCAAAAUAUCUGAUAAACUCACAAGUAAUAAAUCUAAUAUUUUACAAACUAGUUUUGACAAUAUUCAAAGUAUAUAUGAAGAAAAUCCAAUAGACAUUACAAAAUCAUUGAAUCCAAUUCAAAAACAGGGUUCAGAUAAAACAGAUAGUAAAACCCAUACAACAGAAAGUGAGAUAUCUUUAAAAGCAGAAUGUGAUGACAGUGAUAUUAUUGUGUCAGACCCUGCUGUCUGUACAACACCAAAAAGUUAUGAAAGUUCUAGAGAUAUUAAAAAAAACUUGAUAAUACCCUUGGACUACCAGUCACCACAAGAAAAUUGUACCAGUUUAAACUCGUUAUUUAUGGACCUUAAGAAUUUAGUUAACGGUAAAGUGACUAACGCUGUGAAGUCUGAAGAGUUUACAAGAUAUGCAAUGGAACACCGUCUUGUUACCAUUCCUCAGAAAGAAGAUGGUAAAAAGAAGUAUCCACAACGGUCUUGCAGGCUUUGUUGGCGGAUAGGCAAACGGCGCGAUACUAGAUUUAUGUGCAGUGCUUGUGAAUUACCCUUCUGCAAGUCACCAUGUUUCGAAAUACAUUUUAAUGAUAUGUUCAAAGUAUCACAACUGCAAGGAGAUUAUUAUGCACCU
Brenthis ino (lesser marbled fritillary) is the source of this 1236-nucleotide messenger RNA. The record is from the annotation of a GenBank genome assembly. NCBI's taxonomy places the organism in Eukaryota, Metazoa, Arthropoda, Insecta, Lepidoptera, Nymphalidae.